AUGUGUGUGAGUUUCUUUCGAUUUAUAUUUCAGUGUGCUUUUAUUUUGUUUUUAUUACUGAGUGUGUUUCUUUCGUUUUUGUAUCUGUGUGUCUUUCUUUUUAUAUUUCUGUAUGUCUUUCUUUCGUUUUUAUUUCUGUGUCUUUCUUUGGCUUUUAUUUCUGCGUAUCUUUCUUUCGUUUUUAUUUCUGUGUGUCUCUCUUUCUUUUUAUAUUUCUGUGUGUCUUUCUUUCGUUUUCAUUUCAGUGUGACUUUCUUUCGAUUUUAUUUCUGCGUUUCUGUCUUUGGCUUUUAUGUCUGUCUCUUUCUUUGGCUUUUAUUUCUGCAUGUCUUUCUGUCUUUCGUAUUUAUUUCUCUGUGUCUUUCUUUUUUUAAAUAUUUCUGUGUGUCUUUCUUUCCUUUUCAUUUCUGUGUGACUUUCCUUUGUUUUUAUUUCUUUGUGUUUUUAUUUCUUUCGUCUUUAUUUUUGCGUUACUUUCUUUCGUCUUUAUUUUCUCUUUGUUUCUUUCUGCCUUACUUUAGUUUUUAUUUUUGUGUGUCUUUGAUUGCUUAUUUCUCCGUCGAAUAUAGGUCCAUUAUAUGUUUUUCUUAA
Molecule: messenger RNA, 591 nt
Organism: Acanthosepion pharaonis
Lineage: Eukaryota; Metazoa; Mollusca; Cephalopoda; Sepiida; Sepiidae
Source: the annotation of a GenBank genome assembly